UCGUGCCUCACGUUAGUGCCUCGGCCGCGCACGCCAGCGAUAAUACGCCUGCGCUCAACACGAUCGCGUAAAUACAAAAAACAUCGUGCAGUGUUAGUGUUCAAGUAAUAAAUUGACUAAACAAACAUUGGUGAACAUUGAAUUAACUUAUGUGAUUAAAGAUGACGCUGAAACUCGACGCACGAGAGAUAGAAGAAACGAAUAACUCAUUACAUUGUGCAUUUUGCUGACGUCACACAAGAUGGAGGGAAUGCGUGUGACCCAUCAGGGCGUGCGGGCGCAUUCGGCUGAAGGUUCCGCGGGUCGUAUCACCCAAGCGGGCCUAGCCGCGCGCAGCCCUGAAGGCACCGCUGCUAAGGGGAUGGCUAUUAAGGGCCAUGAAGACCUUUGGGUGGAAAUACAAGCUAAUACGUUUAGAAAUUGGGUGAACGAAACAUUAAAACCGAUGAAUAUAAAGGUAGUAGAUUUAGUGGAAGACUUAAGAGACGGGACAGUGCUAUGUGCUCUAGUCGAAGCACUUCAAGGCAGACGACUGAAAGGCUGGAGCAAGAACCCCACCAAUCAACACCACCGGUUGGAUAACGUCACAACUGCAUUACAAGCAAUUGAAGACGACAGCAUCAAGCUAGUCAAUAUAGGUAAUGUGGACAUCGUGAAUGGAAAUCUCAAGUUAAUAUUAGGAUUAAUAUGGUCUCUUAUAGUGCGCUAUCAAAUUGGCAGGAGCAAGUUCCCACCGAGGAAACUGAUGUUAUCGUGGCUGCAAGCAGCUUUGCCCGAGUGUCGAGUCAGCAAUUUGACGACGGAUUGGAAUAGCGGGGUUCUGCUAUCGGCUCUUCUCGACUAUUGCAAACCGGGCGUGUUCCCACAUUGGCGCGAACUCAAUCGUCAUGAAGCGAUAGAAAAUUGUAGACGAGCCAUGAAGUUAGCCCACCGUGAGUUCGAAGUACCCAUGGUGUUAGAGCCUGAAUAUCUAGCGUCGCCAUGGCUGGACGAGCUCUCUGGCAUGACGUAUCUAUCGUACUUCAUGAAGCCUGACUCGCCUGGCUUCCGCGCUACGCUGGACUGGGUUAAUUCUAAGCUAGAGAGAGGAGUUACUAACUUCACGACUGAUUGGAACGACGGGAGGGUGGCCAACGAGCUGGUGCGCACCAUGGGCGGUCCAGCACCGCCGCCCAGCAGACUGCGACGAGAUCCUGCCAAGUGGGAGGAAAAUAACCAGCAAGCUAUUGAUGCAGCUAAGAAAAUUGGAGUCCAGCCGGUCCUUUCCGCGCGCGACAUGAGUCAAAACGACGUGGAGCACCUGGGCGUGAUGGCGUGGGCGUCGCAGUUCCGGAACGUGCCGCCGCGGCCGCCGGUGCACGAUAUGCUACGUGUUGCACUUGACUCCACAUCUGGUAGAGUCGGAGAGCCUACGUACAUCAAAGUUGAAAGCAUAUCAAAUGAGCUGUCGAUCUCCGACGUGAGAGUAUCAAUAGUGAAUCCAUUGGAAAAAGAAUCAAGACUGAAGUUGGACUCGCGGGGCGCGGGCGAGUUCGUGCCCGAACACGCAGGCAUGCAUGAAAUUGUUCUCACAGUUGACGACAUCAGAGUGGACGGAAAAUAUUUCUUCCGAGUGCUACCAAGAUUGGUAACAGUCCCGCCGCCGGGCAUGGCGCCGUGCGCUGCGGGCAGCAUUGUCGAAGUGCUGGUUAGCGCUACAGGUGCACCAAGAAGAGAAGGAUGCGGAGUCAAAGGCGACCUGCAGCUAGAUAUUGUUCACGACAAACGAAGCGUCAUGUGCGCGCUGGAAAAACUCUCUCAAACCAAAUACCGCGCCACUUUCAUGCCUAAAGCACCGGGUAAACAUCGGCUUUACAUAUAUUUCAAUGGGUACGACGUGCACGGCUCGCCGCACAUAUUCAGAGUAGGCUCGCGAUCAAAGAAACCUCGUGACAGCGCCAGCCCCUCCUACGCCAGGAUAUCUAGUCCAGUGACUCGACUGCGCUCGGAAAGUCCACUCAAUCAAUUCAACACAUACGAUACAAAACGUAACACGAGCUCAAUAGACCGUCGCGAAGAGGGCCGAGAAUCCGAAUACUACAAGACAUUUUCCGAUGUUAAGGAGAAGAGCUACGACGUCAUAGACUCGUACACUUCAACAAAUAGAAAGGAUUACACGAAAUAUGAAUCUGAGAGUCCGAGGAAUCGCACUGCGAGCCCUAUAACGUCGAAGCAUUUGGGAAACGGGACGCGUCUAGAUGUGAAUAGGUCUAGCAGUCCGUUCAGAGGCGGCAGCCCGUACCGAGCGACGAGUCCCAUCGGCCGCACGUCCAGCCCACUCACGAGGAAGGACAGUCCGCUGAAUAGGACGGCUAGUCCAAUUAACAGAGUGGCCAGUCCAACAGAAAGAUAUAGUCCCAUCACAACAACGAAGCGUGUUAUUGAGAAACGAUCCAAUUACAAGAUCUACAGUUCGUACAGCGGCUCGCAGGAGAACCUCGAUCAAAGCCCGCUUUCGUCUUUAGAAACAGAAAAAGUACGCGGAUAUAAUAGUCCAAGUGCAGUUGACGGGAGCGAUCCCGGAGGAAAGGCGUACGUCAGUAGGAAAGAUUCAUGGGAUACUGUGGAGAAAACUAGGCAAAUGUUGAGCACUAACAGCCUAGACCCGGUCGGCUCAACGGAGCGUCACUACACUAAAUCGGGCCAGAAUACAUUGGACCGCGAAACGCAACGCAACACGCAACUGAACAGGUUCAGCGAUUACACGCGCGACACCUUUAACAGACAACUCGACCGGUUAGCCGAUGACCGGGAAGCAGACUAUACCACAAGGGAAGAGUAUAAGCGCGAAGUGCGUGAGAGCUCUUACGUGGUGCGCGACUCCUCGUACAGUACGGUGGAGGAGAAGCAGCAACAAGAGCAGUCUUUUUUAUCCAAUAGGCCCCCCCGCGACCCUACCGGGGGGGCCCAUACUGAAACGGAUGCCGCGCAUGCUCGUUUCAGAUUAGAUCAAAGGGAAAACAAUAAAGGUGCCAAAGGAAUAAUAAUUAAACCGACCUUCAAAGGAAUCGUCGGUCGUCCUGUAGAAUUUAUAGUGGAUGGCGGUUCAGCGGGACCUGGUGAGCUAGAACUGGAAGUAUCCAGUGGUAAUGGAACUCUAGUCGCAAGCUCUGUAAAAGCACUGGGAGGUCAGCGGUACGUGGCUUCGUUCACCCCACGCAUACUACACCCACACUCCGUUCGCGUCACCUUCAAUGGCGAACAUGUUCAAGGAUCUCCGUGGAAGGUCGAGGUGAUGGCGGGGCCGGCGGGCGGCGGAGGCGGGGAACCCACGCGACUCAUCCCCGCGCGGGUGCCGGCCGUCUUCGAGAUAUCCACGUCGCCGGGCGCGCCCACCUUCAGCAAAAAUGAGGUCGGUGUGACGGUGACCGCGCCGUCACGGCGGCCGGUGUCAGCGCGCGUGCUGGACGUAGCCGAGCGGCCGGGCGUCUACCGCAUUGAGUUCACACCUGAAGAGGUCGGCACACACCUCAUUGACGUUUCAAUUGCUGAGGAUAAGUUAGCGGCCGGUCCUCUGGUGGCCAAAGUGUACGACUCGAGUCUUAUCAAAGUAACAGACGUCGGCAACGCAGUUGUCGGACAACAGUGCCAGUUCAGAGUGGACGCGAGCGCUGCCGGUGAGGGGCAAUUAGAAAUUUCAAUAAAUGAGGGUGAAGUCCCCAAUCACGUACAAGUGGUAGGCGGAGGAAGGUGUUUGGUUUUCUGGAGACCUGAAGCUCCUACGCCUCAUCGAGUAGACAUCAAGUUCAAUGGGGAACCAGUUCCGUUAUCACCGUUCGUCUUUGAUGUAGCCCCCGCACAGAGAGUCACCAUAGACACAUCGCAAAUUGAGUUAAUACCAGUUGGAGAGAUAGCAUCAUGUUCGGUGCGAGUGGAAGGUUCAGGAGGUGGGGAACUGACAGUAACCGUCAGGGGUCCCCGAGGAGAAGUACCUGUGCGCCUCACCGGUGAUGCGGCAUCAGGGCUAGUUGCUAGCUUUACACCGAAAAACGUCGGACCUCACACUCUAACUGCUCAUUAUAACAACCAGCCAGUACCUGGUACACCGUUUGUUUGCAAAGCAUAUGAUGGAAAGUUGGUUAGUGUAAGUGGUGGUGCUUCGGCAAGAGUGGGUGUGCCUGUGCAGCUCGCAGUAGAUGCUGCUCAAGCUGGAGAAGGAAACUUGGAGAUCACAGUAGCCGCAAGAGGGUUAAACAUACCGACACAAGUCCAUCCACAGGGCAAUGCCAGGUUUACAGUCUCCUUCACACCAACUGAAGCAUGUGAACACAUUGUUAAUGUAUCAUUUAAUAAGAUGAAAGUCCCCGGCUGUCCCCUGAUAGUAGCAGUGGCGGAGGGUGGCGGCGGUGGUGCGAGAGUCACUCUGCCUGGCCCCGUGCCGCUACACAGGCCUGCAGCCCUCACGCUGCACCACCCCACUGCCACGCUUGACCAAAUUGAAGUUAAUGUUGAAGGUCCGAACGGCGCGUCCGUGCCGGCGGCGGUGGCGGCGGCGGGCGCGGCCGCGUUCCGCGCGGAGUUCGUGCCGCGCGCUGUCGGCGAGCACCGCCUCAAUGUGCUCGUCGACUCCGUGCCUAUACCUGCCAGCCCUUUCCAUUUAAAGGUAUAUGACGUCUCAGCGAUACGAGUCAAAGAUGUCGCUCAUGGGACUGUUGGAAAACCUGUAACAUUCUUAGUGGAAACGAUGGCUGCGGGGCCGGGCAACCUGGAGCCGAUAUGGAUAGGCAGUCCAUUCGUGUGCCACAUAUCUGCGCCGGCGCGUGUGAUCGGCGCGGGCGCGGGCGAGUCCCCGGACAAGGUGUCUGUGGGCGACGCCUACUCCUUCAGCGUGGACUCACCCGCCUCGCCGCACGUCGACGUCCUCGGGCCCGCCAGGAGACCUGUGCCUGUGCAGGUAUCGGCAGAAGAGACAGUGGGAGAAAACGAAGCCAGUAAAAGAUACACUAUUUCGUUCAUACCAGUCGAUGUUGGCGAUCACAGUAUUGAGGUGCGCGCGGGCAGUAUGGGCGGACACGUGGAGGGCAGUCCGUUCCUGGUGAAGGCGUACAGCGCCGCGCGCGUCUCCGUCACAGACAUAUCGCCCGGCGUCGUCGGCAGACCGGUCUCCUUCACUAUUAAUGCAUCACAUGCUGGUGCUGGUAAUUUGGAAAUAAUCGUCGCUGUCAAUGGUCGGAAUGUCCCGAACUAUGUACAAAGUGAAGGAAAUGCCAGAUUUAAGGUGGGUUAAGUUAGAAAUGGAAUGU
This is a messenger RNA of Papilio polytes (common Mormon), 5282 nucleotides long. RefSeq names its product filamin-A (gene jbug). NCBI's taxonomy places the organism in Eukaryota, Metazoa, Arthropoda, Insecta, Lepidoptera, Papilionidae. Gene Ontology annotation, biological process: actin cytoskeleton organization. The record is from RefSeq and is a predicted model, not a curated record. The coding region runs from base 242 to 5266 and encodes 1674 amino acids. The transcript is spliced from 37 exons. Gene Ontology annotation, molecular function: actin filament binding.